Molecule: messenger RNA, 1787 nt
Organism: Megalops cyprinoides (Indo-Pacific tarpon)
Lineage: Eukaryota; Metazoa; Chordata; Actinopteri; Elopiformes; Megalopidae
Gene: emc3
Product: ER membrane protein complex subunit 3
Exons: 9
Coding region: 279-1064 (261 amino acids)
Biological process (GO): protein folding in endoplasmic reticulum
Cellular component (GO): EMC complex; membrane
Source: RefSeq, a predicted model, not a curated record
CUUUUGUUGCUGCUGUCUUCCUGUGUCUUUCGCUGCCUAUCGCAUUCACAUAGCGCAGUUCCUGGUUACGAGCAUUGGCGACAUUACAUGGCUGCUGAUGCAGCGAUAGCUUAUUCUCUCCGUUUUAGAGAACGGCUGUCCGAGUUGAAACGGGGCAGCUAAUUAAUUAGCUACGUUGACAGCCAUCCAGCGUAAAUCAAGCGAAGCUGUGUCGAAAUACAAGUCCUUAUUACAAAACCUACUGUAGGGAGAUACGAUUUCUUCACCACCCAGCUGUCAUGGCUGAGCCGGAGUUGCUGUUGGACUCCAAUAUCCGUCUGUGGGUGGUGUUGCCAAUUGUUUUUAUCACCUUUCUCGUUGGGGUGAUCCGCCACUACGUUUCCAUUCUAUUACAAAGUGACAAGAAGCUCACGCUGGAGCAGGUGUCGGACAGUCAGGUACUUAUCAGGAGCAGGAUUUUGAGAGAAAAUGGAAAAUACAUUCCUAAACAGUCCUUCUUGAUGAGGAAAUUUUACUUCAAUAACCAGGAGGAUGGGUUCUUUAAAAAGACAAAAAGAAAGGUUGUUCCACCCUCACCAAUGACAGAUCCCAGCAUGCUGACAGACAUGAUGAAGGGAAAUGUAACCAAUGUGCUCCCCAUGAUACUCAUAGGAGGUUGGAUCAACUGGACGUUCUCAGGUUUUGUCACAACCAAGGUACCAUUUCCCCUCACUCUGCGCUUCAAGCCUAUGCUGCAGCAGGGAAUUGAGUUGCUGUCUCUUGAUGCCUCUUGGGUUAGCUCAGCGUCCUGGUACUUCCUGAAUGUGUUUGGCCUUCGCAGCAUGUAUUCUCUGAUUCUGGGACAAGACAAUGGUGCUGAUCAGUCCCGUAUCAUGCAGGAACAGAUGAGUGGGGCUGCCAUGGCCAUGCCCGCAGAUACCAACAAGGCUUUUAAGGCUGAAUGGGAAGCUCUGGAACUGACUGACCACCAGUGGGCACUAGAGAGUGUUGAGGAAGAAUUGAUGAGCAAGGAGUUGGACCUGGAUGGAAUGUUCAGCAGCGAGCUGCCCACUGGCAUCUUCUGAUUGGCUGUGUAUUACUAGCGCUGUGCUACUGGAUUCCGUUAUUGCUAGUUAGAGAGGACAUCUUAGGUGGAGCUGUUUGAAAGAAUGACCUGGUGAUGAUGAACCAUGCCAUGUUUGGGUGUUUUUGAUUAAGGGAUAUAAAAACUUAAAAGCUUAUUGCAAAGCAGACAUGCACUAUGUUUGAGCUUCUCUAAAAAUGAAUAUUAUCACUACACAGGAAGUCAUCCCCCCUUGACAAACCUUCAUAUAAAAAAAUGCAAAUAAUUCAUUUGAAGUUGUAUCUGGACAUAUUUGAACUGGGCAUAGUCUACACAGAUUAAUAAUAUGUAAGUACAUGUGCGGCAUUUCCUUGAAUUAACAAUAUGCAACUCAUCACCAAAGGAUACCGUCAACAAUGGAAAGCCAUUUUCAAACAGCUCCUAGUGUAAUAUCACUGUACAGGGCUUUCAUGGAAAAUUACAGCCUCUUUUAUCAAACUCCUUUGCUUUUGAUGGUGCAUCCUUUUAUGGUCUUCAGUGUUCUGUCUAGUUUCUUCUGUCCAUUCCCUUUUCGGUUGUUUGAAUUCUUGAGUUGAGAACAUUGCUGGCAGUUUUCCAGUCAUGAAACACUUCAAUACCUUGUGUAUGUGCUGAAGUCAGUGAUGGUUUGUUUUCUUUUUAUUAUUUAAAUCCCAAUCCGUUUUGUAACAUUCUCCUCUGUUUUGUAAAGAGACUGUUUUGACAA